AUGGUACUUGAAGGCAUACUCGAUGGUUUUUGCCCAGUGUUGGUAUUUAGUGAAAUACUUGAUGCAUUAUGGGGAUUAAAGAAUAACGGGUUCUUUGUACAACUAUUGGCUUCUGAUAAACUUACAGGGGAUAACUAUGCUACAUGGAAAUUGAAGCUAAACACUAUACUGGUGAUAGAUGACUUACAGUGCAUUUUAACAAAGGAGUGUCCUCCCAUUCCUAGCUCAAAUGCAAACCGAAAUGUUCGAGAUGCAUACGAUAGAUGGAUCAGAGCUAACGAAAAAGCUUGUGCAUAUAUCCUUGCCAGCAUAUCUGAUGUAUUGGCCAAGAAACAUGAGAGCAUGAGUAUUGCUAGGGGGAUUAUGGAAUCUCUGCAUAGGAUGUUUGGAUAA
Molecule: messenger RNA, 393 nt
Organism: Benincasa hispida (wax gourd)
Lineage: Eukaryota; Viridiplantae; Streptophyta; Magnoliopsida; Cucurbitales; Cucurbitaceae
Source: RefSeq, a predicted model, not a curated record